GGGGGUGGAGCUAAGGUUUCCCGUAUGUAGUGUAUCGAAGGACCGCCCAUCAGCGCUUCUAAGCCCCGCCCCUUCCGCGCCUCGUCCAAUAGCAGCGAGCCUCCUCCGCUCCUCCCCCUCCCCGCCCUGCGGCUCUUCCUCGCGUCGCUGCUGCAGUGAAACCCACGGAAACGGACGGAAAAUAGGUUACGCUUCUGCCCUGUCCAACCCAGCCUUUUCUUUACAAAACAACAAGACCAGGAGCAGAAUUUCCCUCUUAUUUUUGUGCUCUCAUUUACUGCUGUUCAUUUCCGAGGGGGAGUUCCGUCGCACAGGCAGCAAAAUGGGAAAUGAGGCAAGUUAUCCCCUGGAAAUGUGCACGCAUUUCGAUGCUGAUGAGAUUAAAAGGCUGGGAAAGAGGUUUAAGAAACUCGACCUAGAUAACUCAGGAUCCCUCAGCGUGGAUGAGUUCAUGUCCUUGCCCGAGUUACAGCAGAAUCCCCUGGUGCAGAGAGUCAUCGAGAUAUUCGACACGGACGGCAACGGAGAGGUGGAUUUCAAAGAGUUCAUCGAGGGCGUCUCUCAGUUCAGUGUGAAGGGUGAUAAGGAGCAGAAACUGCGCUUCGCUUUUAGGAUCUAUGACAUGGACAAGGACGGCUACAUUUCCAACGGAGAGCUGUUCCAGGUGCUGAAGAUGAUGGUGGGCAACAAUCUGAAGGACACUCAGCUGCAGCAGAUAGUGGACAAGACCAUCAUCAACGCAGACAAGGACGGCGAUGGGAGAAUAUCUUUCGAGGAAUUCUGUGCUGUCGUCGGAGGUCUUGAUAUACACAAGAAGAUGGUGGUGGAUGUGUGAGCGAGUCCAGCUCCAGCAGAUCCGCUUUCCUCUCCAUCUCUGACGACCUGCUCAAGAUAUCAAGCAAAUGCUCUCUGUGUGUUUCAAUGGAAGUAUUUAAGCCACUUUUGUCAAAUAGAAGCCUUGUCAAGCCAGCGUGUAAGUGUUACCGAACUCCAGUCUGCUCGAUAACCUGGUGUAGCACUUUAUGGGCUUAUGGACACUGAAAGAGCAUCUCAGUUCAAGAGGAAAGAGCAUUGGCUUGUCCAUAUUUAUUUUAGGUUUUUUUUAAUGCUUCUUUUUUUUUAAUAUUUAUUUGGUUUCGUCUUUUUUAAGAUAUUAAGUAUAUGUAGGUAUGACGUGCCAAGCAGAACAUACAGAACAAAGCGCUCGCCACCAUCCUGUGCAGAAGCUUGUUCGACCGCAUGACGUAAAGAUGCAACGUUGGCUUCCUUCUGUUACACUUUGUGAUAUUACACUAUUUAUAUCAUUCUAGCAUUUUGGAUUCUAGCAUAUAACCAUGUUUAAUAACUGUUUUGUAUCAAUCGUGGUAUAAUGUUUAUAUUGUUAGUCAGUCCAGUAGAAAGUUACCAAGACAAAAAAACGAUUUGGUUUACUUCACUAACACCAAUAUCUCCGUCUAAAUGACAAUCGCAGAUGGAACGGCACACGGCGAUCACAAAAUCUAUUUAGACACUAAAGUCACACGUCCUCUGAAUCUGUAAAAAGAUGCCAAUUGAUCUCAGAACUUCACUCUUUUAUAAACUAAUGUUGCUCGACGAGUUAAACGAACAUUUAACAAGCAAAGCUUUCACUUUUGAGACAGCUGAAACCCUAACAAACCUGUAUUUGUUCAGAUGUUUUUCUUUCAGUGGAAAGACCCUUGCUUUGAUAGUUCAUCUAGUGCAGCCGAAGCGUUUUGUGAGCGCCGUGUGUCAAUCGUCUCUAAUACAUCUUCUAUAACAGCAGCAGGAGAUCCGUGUGCUUUGAUAAACAUAUGUAAAAUGGAGAGUAUAAUUUCAACAAGACUAGCGCUUCAAAUCAAAAACUCUGUUUACAUGCAUGACAGGAGCAGCGUAACCAAAUUCAUCUCUGCAUAUCGAUAUUAUACGUCAGUAAUAAUGCCACAUACUGUAUGAGGCUUCUGCUGUGCUUGCUUUGACUAGUUCCUUUCUGCAUGUUUACUUUCAUCUAUUCCAAUGGUUUACACUUAAGCUGUGAAAUUUAUAUCCGAUAUCAAAAGCACGAUGAAAUGCAUUACAUAAGUUGCCAAAUUAGAUUCAAACAGACCUAUAUUCUUUUCAGAUUCAGCUCACAUCAUUUGCCCGUUUGUUUUGUAAAUACAGAUUUAACAAAUUGCUUGCGCUUUAAGAAAAUGGGUUUGUCUGCAGCUUUUGGUGAAUGAAAGUGUGUCUCAUACAUGUGAAGGCACGUGAAGCUCGUCAGUUAUGGGAUGUCUAUUCUGCAUGCUGCAUCAAAUCAACUAUUAUGGGAUAUAUGGACUACUUGAUACCGUAUGAAACAAUAAACAUGUAAAACUUGA
Messenger RNA from Onychostoma macrolepis, 2357 nucleotides. RefSeq names its product protein phosphatase 3, regulatory subunit B, alpha a (gene ppp3r1a). The record is from RefSeq and is a predicted model, not a curated record. Bases 323 to 835 code for a protein of 170 amino acids. Gene Ontology annotation, molecular function: calcium ion binding; calcium-dependent protein serine/threonine phosphatase regulator activity. Lineage: Eukaryota; Metazoa; Chordata; Actinopteri; Cypriniformes; Cyprinidae. The transcript has 6 exons.